AUGCCAUCCCAUUUGUUCCUUUUUGCCUCAAUCCUAGUUGUUUCCCUCGUCUUUGCAACAGUACCUCUGGCAGAUGCUUUGAGCUUGAACACAAAUGAACAAAGCGGGCGAGUCUAUUGGAAGGGUUUGGGUGAUUCGUUUCGACAUCCAUUGGAUUUUCAACUGGCGACUGCUUUCAAGGCGAGCCCACUGCAUGAAGUUUCCAGCGGUGCCGUCCGUAAAGCACUUGGAAUUGUGGAAGAAGGACUGCGCUUACAACUAUUGUCCUCGUCGAUUAAGGUUUCUGACGAGCAACUGCCAACCAUACAGGGGUUGAUGGUGGAAGCUUGCAAAAUAUUGGCAUUGCCAGAACCUGAAGUCUACAUUCAAUCAAGUUCGACUGCGAACGCCUACACUCUUGCAACUAUAACCAAAGACAAAGACGGAGUGUCGAAGAAGCCAAUUGUGGUCCUCACUUCAGCCCUGCUUGAGCUUUGUUCGGAUGCGGAGCUGCAGGCUAUCAUUGGCCACGAACUGGGACACCUCAAGUGUGAACACUCCCUAUAUCUCACCCUGGGUUCAGCGGCGUCCACUGUCUUUCCGUUCUUAUCGAGCAAGAAACUCACGCAAGAUUGGCGCCUUUCAGCAGAGUAUAGCUGUGAUCGAGCUGCAUUGUUAGUCUGUCAGGACGUUAAUGUGGUGAAUGCGGCAAUGGUCAAGUUGUAUGCUGGUGCUGCUAUUCCUGAUUUGAAUACUGACAGUUUUGCUGCACAAUCUGAUGCUUACGAGGAACUGCUGAAAGAUGCAAACCCACUGAUAAGAAAUUCAAUUCGAAGAGAACCCAGGACACACCCCCUCCCCGUCAAACGAGUCAAGGCUCUAAAAGAAUGGUCCGACUCGGACAGCUACGAUCGGCUCGUUCAACGCGCCAAGCAGCUGGACCAAUUUCUGGAUAGCAAACCACCCACGACGGAAAUUGAUAGUUGA
Cylindrotheca closterium is the source of this 966-nucleotide messenger RNA. The record is from the annotation of a GenBank genome assembly. NCBI's taxonomy places the organism in Eukaryota, Bacillariophyta, Bacillariophyceae, Bacillariales, Bacillariaceae.